This is a messenger RNA of Rana temporaria (common frog), 1952 nucleotides long. RefSeq names its product ring finger protein 121 (gene RNF121). Gene Ontology annotation, molecular function: metal ion binding; ubiquitin protein ligase activity. The transcript has 9 exons. The coding region runs from base 48 to 1022 and encodes 324 amino acids. Gene Ontology annotation, cellular component: endoplasmic reticulum membrane; Golgi membrane. Lineage: Eukaryota; Metazoa; Chordata; Amphibia; Anura; Ranidae. The record is from RefSeq and is a predicted model, not a curated record.
UCGUGUCAUUGGCCGGAUUCUCCCGGAACUCGCUGUCGUGGCGCAAGAUGGCCGCUGUGCUGGAGGUGGAAGUCGGGGGACCCGGGGAGGCGGCUGAGGAGGUGGAUCUGUCUGAGUUGGCCCCUGAGGAAAGAUGGAGGGUAGAACAUGCCCGCAUGCAUGCCAAGCACCGAGGCCACGAAGCCAUGCAUGCCGAAAUGGUGCUGAUUCUCAUCGCCACCCUGGUGGUGGCCCAGCUGUUGCUUGUGCAGUGGAAACAGAGACACACGCGCUCCUACAAUAUGGUGACUCUCUUCCAGAUGUGGAUUGUUCCCGUCUAUUUUACAAUGAAGCUGCACUGGAUGCGGUUCCUGGGAAUCUGGAUUCUCUUCUCCCUAGUCACUGCUUUUAUAACCUUCAGGGCCACCCGCAAGCCACUGGAGCAGACCACUCCUAGGCUCGUAUAUAAAUGGUUUCUCCUCUUGUAUAAAAUGAGUUACGCCACUGGGAUUGUGGGAUACAUCGCUGUGAUGUUCACGCUGUUUGGUCUGAACUUCCUGUUCAGGAUAAAGCCAGAAGACGCCAUGGACUUUGGCAUCUCCCUCCUCUUUUAUGGCCUCUAUUAUGGGGUACUCGGAAGGGAUUUCGCUGAGAUGUGUGCCGAUUACAUGGCAUCCACAAUAGGUUUCUACAGCGCGUCGGGUAUGCCCACCAAGCACCUUUCGGACAGCGUGUGCGCCGUAUGUGGACAGCAGAUCUUUGUGGAUGUCAAUGAAGAGGGUAUCAUCGAGAAUACGUACCGGCUCUCCUGCGACCAUGUUUUUCAUGAGUUUUGUAUCCGAGGCUGGUGCAUUGUGGGGAAGAAGCAGACAUGUCCGUAUUGCAAGGAGAAGGUGGACCUGAAGAGGAUGUUUAGCAAUCCGUGGGAGAGGCCUCACGUCAUGUACGGACAGUUACUAGACUGGCUACGUUACCUAGUGGCAUGGCAGCCCGUGAUCAUCGGACUGGUACAGGGAAUUAACUACUGUUUGGGCCUAGAAUGAUCCCUCCGUUUCCCGAUCCUAAGAAGAUCCCCGGCUCUCCCACCAUCGCGGGUCCUGGAGGAGAGGAAUGCCGAGAAAGAAGAGGCCUUCUCCGGAUUUUAGCCAUUGGCAUCUGGAGCUGCUUGGACUCUCAACAGUGUUAGCAGCCUGCACUGGAGAAUCACUAGUUGUAUUAUUUAUUUAUUACAACGUAAUGUCUGUAAGAUUAUUAUUUUUUUUUUUUUUUAUUCCGCGAUAUAUAAAUUUCAGAAUUUAAAAUUUUAUCUUUAAAGUGCUGAAAGGGUUCCAUCCUCUCUGCAAAGGAAAAUCGUACUUUAGCUCCUCGACUGGAGAGUGGAACUUCGUGGAGGACACGGCUUGUGGAGCCAGGAGGAUGUUGAGCCAUUGUCCUCUCAGAAUACCAAGCGCCCAUCCUCGCAAAGGCACUCACUUUGCUGUUCUGUCUAGGAAUCUGGGUUCAUAUUUAUGUUUCUGUUGAGUUCCCACCCUGAUCGAGAGCUACAAAAACGCUUUUUUUUUAUGGAAUCCACGUUCUACACAAACCUACCACCAUUUGCUGCUCUGUGAACCCAUCAUCUAAAGAUUUGGAUUGUUUAUACAGUUCACUUUUCAAUGUUUUUUUGUUUUAAGGAGAUGUUCAGUUGGGUGAUGCCUUUCUACGGCACAGGGAUGGGCGCAACUUUUUAAAAUCUCCCCCCCCCCCCCUUUUUUUUUAUUUUUUAUUAUUUGGACACUCCAGAAGGUUUCCUUGUUUUAUAUCGCUGUGUACAUGCGGUAUACAUUGUUUUCACAUCAGAAUCCCCCCCCCCACCCUUUGUACAAAAAAUAAAAUAAAAAAAUGGACUCUGGAAAUGGUAUAUUGGAAAAACCACUUAAUAAACAAACAUUCCCAUGUGUGGGAAUCUCACAUGUGUUAAAUUCUGAUUAAAC